Messenger RNA from Diversispora eburnea, 219 nucleotides. Lineage: Eukaryota; Fungi; Glomeromycota; Glomeromycetes; Diversisporales; Diversisporaceae. The record is from the annotation of a GenBank genome assembly.
AUGAGUGAUAAAGAUCUUUCCGAGGGUUAUAUAGAAGAAUCUAAUGAUGAGAAUUCCGAAGAAGAGGAUGAGGAGGAGAGUUCUGAUGAAACAGAUGACGAAUCAUCAUCUGAUCAAGAUGAAAUGGAAUAUAGCGACAGUAAGUCAGAACCAAAAAUACAAAAAAGGAUGUAUGAUAAUGGGAUGGAUAUUGAGGAUGAUGAAGAAUUGGAGGAUUAA